Molecule: messenger RNA, 3089 nt
Organism: Serpula lacrymans var. lacrymans S7.9
Lineage: Eukaryota; Fungi; Basidiomycota; Agaricomycetes; Boletales; Serpulaceae
Exons: 10
Coding region: 73-2865 (930 amino acids)
Biological process (GO): mRNA 3'-end processing by stem-loop binding and cleavage
Cellular component (GO): mRNA cleavage and polyadenylation specificity factor complex
Molecular function (GO): RNA binding
Source: RefSeq, a predicted model, not a curated record
GGCACCGGCAUUAUGAGUCUACCUCCGACUAACAGGCAAAUUUGAAAAUCCUUCAAUUUUUGUUGAGCAAAGAUGAUAACCUUCACACCGCUUUCUGGCGCUGCACGCUCGUCACGGACAGUUCCACUCGCAUAUCUCCUACAAGUCGACGACGUCCGUAUUCUUCUCGACUGUGGGUCUCCGGAUUGGAGUCCAGAACCAUCCUCCUCUGCAGUGAAAUCAGAGGACUUACGACAGCACUCAUAUCACUGGGAGGAAUACUGCCAAGCCUUACGAGAGUGCUCGCCUACAGUUGAUCUUGUACUCCUCUCUCAUGGAGACCUCGCACAUACCGGGCUUUAUGCAUAUGCUUACUCUCGCUGGGGCCUGAAAGCACCUGCGUAUAGCACCCUUCCUGUACAAGCCACGGGACGUAUUGCGACCAAUGAGGAUGUAGAGGGAAUCAGGGAAGAGCAGGAUGUGGAUACAGAUAGUGAAAACCAACAUCAUAACAGUGCCUUGGAAGGAACAGAAAGCGGGUCUCAAAAAUCACCUGAGUCACAGCCCAAAAAAACAAGUGGCAAAUACAUCGCAACUGUGCUUGAAGUUCACGAUGCGUAUGAUGCUAUGAACACUCUGAGAUAUUCCCAACCUACUCAUCUGCAAGGAAAAUGCCAGGGUAUAACAAUUACUCCUUACAAUGCCGGGCACUCCCUUGGUGGAACUAUAUGGAAAAUACGUUCCCCAUCUGCCGGAACAAUACUUUACGCUGUUGACAUAAAUCACAUGCGUGAACGUCACCUUGACGGCACAGUUCUCGUUCGACCAGCUUCUGGUGGUAUUGUCGAGGCUCUUGCCCGACCUGAUCUUCUUAUUACGGAUGCUGAACGGGCAAAUGUGACAACGAGCAGAAGGAAAGAUCGAGAUGCUGCACUGAUCGACACAAUAAGUGCCACCCUUUCAUCACGUUCAUCCCUCCUCCUCCCUUGCGACUCUAGCACACGUGUACUCGAACUCCUUGUUCUCCUUGACCAACACUGGAAGUUCGCCGAUUUCCGUUACCCAAUCUGCCUGCUUUCUCGCAAUGGCCGUGAGAUGCUUACUUUUGUACGCAGUAUGAUGGAGUGGCUUGGUGGUACAGUAAGCAAAGAAGAUGUCGGUGUUGACGGGAGUGGGAAGUCAGGUGGUAAUAAGAGGAGAAGAGAUGAUGAAGGAGAAGAUGAAGCUCUAGGUGCAUUUGCACUGCGAUUCAAGCAUCUAGAGUUCUUCCCAAACCCACAGGCUCUCUUACAGACUUAUUCUUCUAAAGACCCUAAGCUUAUUUUAGCUGUGCCUGCCUCACUCUCGCAUGGUCCUUCCCGACUACUUUUCUCAGAUUUUGCUGUAGUUCCGGACAAUGUGGUCCUUCUGACAAGUCGAGGAGAAGAAGGCACUCUUGGGCGAAUAUUAUUUGACAAGUGGAAUGAUUCUCAAAGGGCAGACGACAAGUGGGACAAGGGGAAAAUUGGUAGCAACAUUAUGAUGGAUGGUACUAUGAAACUAAAGAUAAACUCCAAAAUUCCCUUACAAGGGGCUGAACUCGAAGAAUACCUUGCAAAAGAGCGUGUGGCCAAGGAGAAAGAGGCUGUUCAACAAGCUGCUCUCGCUCGCAAUCAACUGAUGCUUGAAGCGGACGAAGACGAGAGUGACGACGAGGACUCUGAAUCAGACAUCGAAGAAGAAGACGAGGUUGAUCGAACUCUUGAGAAUGAUGCAAUGGAUACGGGAGAACAAAUAUCCAGUCCAGCAAUAAGCGCUCGGCGUCGACGAAAAGCAGACAGGGGAGAAGAUGGCACAGACUGGGGCUUGGACGUGGAUGAGGGGCUGACUAAGCAAUUAUUGUCAUUCGAUAUCUAUAUCAAGGGGAAUGUCUCCAAAUCGACAUCAUUCUUCAAGACUGUAGGUGGCCAACCUCAGCGGUUUCGUAUGUUCCCUUACGUCGAGAAGAAACGAAGGGUGGACGAAUAUGGUGAGACGAUUGAUGUUGGAAUGUGGCUUCGGAAGGGUAAAGUACUCGAAGAGGAUGCUGAGAGCGACGAAUUGAAGGAAGCUAAAAGAAAACAAGCAGAGGAAGAAGCUAAGAAGAUAGUGCGCGAACCUCCUUCAAAGUUUGUCACUUCCGAUGUAGAAAUACAACUGGCAUGCCGCCUGCUAUUUGUUGAUAUGGAAGGACUGAAUGACGGACGUGCAGUUAAGACCAUAGUUCCGCAAGUGAAUCCACGCAAAAUGAUCAUUGUACACGCUCCAGAUAGUGCGACCAGCGCCCUCAUCGACAGUUGCGCCAACAUCCGCGCCAUGACAAAAGAUAUAUAUGCUCCCUCGACAGGUGAGACCAUUCGGCUUGGCCAACAAACGAACACCUUUUCCAUAUUGCUCAGUGAUGAGCUGCUCAAUACGCUCAAAAUGUCAAGGUUCGAAGACAAUGAAGUGGGCUAUGUGACUGGGCGCGUGGCCAGCCACGUCAGCUCUACUAUCCCCGUGCUUGAGCCUGCGAUAUCUUCCGCCCUUCCUUCAGACUCUUCGGACAGGAAACUGUUCCUAAGAGGACGCCAAUUAGGUUCUCGGCCAACACAGACCCUCCCACAUUCAACUAUGAUCGGGGAACUAAAGCUUACUGCACUUAAAACUCGCUUAGCCUCUGUCGGCAUUCAAGCAGAGUUGAUCGGAGAAGGUGUGCUUAUCUGUGGUGCAGGUGCGAAACGUAAUCAGCCCUCUGACACUCUGGAGGAGACUGUAUCUGUCCGAAAAACAGCCAGGGGACGAGUUGAAUUGGAGGGUAACGUUUCUGAUGUGUACUACACUGUCAGGAAGGAGAUCUAUAGUUUACACGCUUUGGUAGCUGCAUGAUAUCAUACCUCGUUGUCUCAAAUACAAAUUUCUUCUAAAAUUAUAUGUAAAGUAAUUGAAAAGCCUGUGCAUUCUUCACCCCGCCUCUGGCCAUCUAAGACUUCCCUGAAUCUUCUUUUAAGCUAACCACGCGGUUUAAUACAAGAAAAUCACCCUCUUGUCCAUGGGUGUUGUUGGUAUCCAGAGCCGCUUGCGAAAUAUGCAACUCGCAGGCCCUGGAAGUU